Scomber scombrus (Atlantic mackerel) is the source of this 432-nucleotide messenger RNA. RefSeq names its product galactose-specific lectin nattectin-like. NCBI's taxonomy places the organism in Eukaryota, Metazoa, Chordata, Actinopteri, Scombriformes, Scombridae. Bases 1 to 432 code for a protein of 143 amino acids. Gene Ontology annotation, molecular function: signaling receptor activity. The record is from RefSeq and is a predicted model, not a curated record. The transcript is spliced from 5 exons.
AUGCAAGGACAUUGUUGUGAGAAGUGCCCCGCUGGUUGGACUGAGUUUGACUCUCGCUGCUUCAUGUUUCACUUUGCUGAGAUGGACUGGUCUGAUGCUGAGAAAACUUGCAUUGAACUUGGUGGGAAUCUGGCUUCAAUCCAAACAGCGGAGGAUUACAAUGCCCUCAGAGAGAUGGUUAAUAGAGCAACAGGCACAGACAGAGACACUUGGCUUGGAGGCUAUGAUGCAGUUAAGGAGGGUGCGUGGAAGUGGAGUGAUGGCUCAAAGUUUGAAUUCAGUGGCUGGUUCAAAGGGGAGCCAAACAAUGCUGGAGGAAUAGAACACUGUAUGGAGAUGAACUCUAAAGGACGGGACUACGUCAACGACAUGAAGUGUAAUGAGAGGAGAUCUUUCAUUUGUGCCAAGGACACAAUAUCUGAGCCACAAUAA